Molecule: messenger RNA, 647 nt
Organism: Prunus avium (sweet cherry)
Lineage: Eukaryota; Viridiplantae; Streptophyta; Magnoliopsida; Rosales; Rosaceae
Source: RefSeq, a predicted model, not a curated record
AUGAUCCAAUUGGUAUUUGGUAUAACAAACACAAGCAACAUAUACAAGUUUUGGCAUGCAGCUGGCAUACCAAAUUCACAAAAUGUAAGUGGGGAUAAAGAGAACCAAGGUCCCAAACUAAUUGUGGCUUUCUCUAAAAAAGGCUUCACCGUGAAAGAAACUGUGGCUCUAUCAGGAGCUCACACUAUAGGGCAAGCGAGGUGCGCAGUCUUCCGUGGACGUCUUUACAACAACACCCAUAUCAACGCUCCGUUUGCAGCAGCUGUGAGAGCAAAGUGCCCAGGCAAUCGAGGCUCAGGCAACAACAAUUUGUCUCAACUUGACGUCACAAGCCCAACCACGUUUGACAAUGCCUACUUCAAGAACGCGGUGAGCCAGAAGGGGCUGCUGCACUCAGACCAGCAGCUAUACAGUGGCGAGUUCACAAGGACCGCGGUGGAUGCGUAUGCCAAUAAUGCUGCCAGUUUUAUGGAAGACUUUGCCGAAGCGAUGAACAAGAUGGGACGCCUUAGCCCUCUGACGGGCUCCAGUGGUCAAAUUAGAACAAACUGUCGAAAGGUCAACUAGACCUUGUUUUAAGAACUACAGCUUAGCCUUGGCUUGGCUGGUUUGAAAAUAAUAUGCCUUGCUUGUUCUAGAAAUAUGGA